UUAAUUAACCCAAACCCAGAAAUCAACGUGAAUGCCACCAACGAUUGUCGGGUAUCACACGACACUGUGCUAAACGCAAUAUAAAUCGUGUUCAAGACAAAGUAGACAAUGUUGUGUCGUUAAGACACUAUUCGUCUAGAUCGGGUCUGAUGUAUUACACUUGGGAAAUUAUGUUUGACGCAAUCACUAGUAUAACUAAUUAUUCAACACUAACAGUAAACGUUGAAUGUAUUUUUUUCCUCUAAGUGUGCUUGAACUAAGCACUAACCGCUAACCUAAAAGUUGUGACUUGUGACUCACAUCUCAUUGGGAGCAAAUCCCACUUUGAGCGUGAGAAGGUAACCUCCGUGUAGGAAAUCAGAUUGUUGCUUAAAUCAGUGAUCGCCAAAUUUAAUUGAGCCAAAGCAAUCGUACAUGACAAAAAUCACACGGCACCAACGUCACAGAAAGCAUGAAGAACGAAGUAAUGAUGGUCUCGUGUCAGUUUGACUUUCUCAGUGUGAAAUCUGAACCUCUUCAAUCAAGCACAAUGCUGCUAAUCAUGCAGGAAGCAUUACCUUAUUUUAUUUGCUUGGCAUUCGGUGGAUGCAUAUAAUAGCUCUGGGUGUCAAUACAUGUGGCUGACACAGGAAAAAUUGACAAAACCUGCAUUUGCAAUUAAUUAGCAAUUAUCUCUGCACAAAUACUGUGAAAAUUGACAAUUUCCUAUGGCACCCCUGAUCUAAUGACACAACAUGGCCACAGCAUCAUGUUUGUCACCCAUCAAAUAAGAGCACAGUGUACCUUGAGGUUAGAGUCAAGAUAACAAAUCAUGGCAUCACUGGCAACCAGCAGUUCUUCAGGCACUGAAUACACUGUGAGAGUCCCUAAGAAUACUAGCAAGAAAUACAACAUAAUGGCUUUUAAUGCUGGAGAUAAAGUCAACUGUUCAGCAUGGACACAGGCUCGCAUGGAGAGAGAUAUGAGUGCUCGGAAGAUGUAUGGUGAAGAAGAGACACCGGAGAGUGGAGCUGGCAGCGAGUUUGGCAAAAAACAGCGUGAGGAGGCGCGACGGAAGAGGUUUGGGAUUGUGACGCGGGAGUUCAAAGUGGAGGACCAGCCUUGGAUUCUUAAAGUCAAUGGCAAGGCUGGCAAAAGGUUCAAAGGUCUGAAGAAGGGGGGCGUCACCGAGAAUGCCUCCUACUACAUCUUCACCCAGUGUCCAGAUGGAGCUUUUGAAGCCUUCCCUGUUCACGGCUGGUACAACUUUACUCCGGUGGCGAAACACAGAACUCUCACUGCGGAGGAGGCUGAAGAGGAGUGGGGCAGGAGAAACAAGGUCGUAAAUCACUUCAGCAUCAUGCUUCAGAGACGUCUACGCGAGCAAACGCAGGGUGACGAGGAAGAGGAUGAGAGUGAGAAAUUAGCGAAGAAGAAGAAGGGCGCCGGUCGUGGGGGUGACCUCCGCAUCCAUGAUCUGGAAGAUGACUUUGAGAUGAGCAGCGAUGACAGUGACAACAGUCUGGGCGAUGAUGGAGAAGGCAAGACAAAAUCAAAGAAUGAAAAAGGGAAAGGAAAAUUGAAGAAGAAGAAGAAGAGCAAUGACAAAGAUGCUUUAGAAGACAGCGAUGAUGGGGACUACGAGGGUCUCGAGGUGGAUUACAUGUCAGAUGAAAGCAGCAGUUCAGAAGAAGAACCUGAAAAAGGAAAGCCCAGCAAAGGAGAAGACCUCCCUAAAGGGAUCGAUGAGGCCUCGGAAAGCGAGGAAGAGAGCGAAGAGGAGAAACAGAACGAGGAGGAAGCAAAGGAGGAGGAAGAGGAGGAGGAAGGGAAGAAAACACCAGCACAGACUGAAAAGAAGAAGAAAAAAGACAGCAGCGGCGAGUCGGACAGCUCGGACGACAGUGACAUCGAGGGAGAAACGGCGUCAGCUUUGUUCAUGGUGAAGAAGCGCACUCCUCCAAAACGUGCCGGUGGGCGCGGAUCUGCCGGAAGCUCUCGAACUGGCAGCCGGCCGGGGACGCCAUCCAUAGACUCUGCCGCCACCUCCAACACACUCCGUGCUGCUGCCAGCAAACUUGAGCAAGGCAAAAGACAGACACAAGGUCCGGGUACUGACUCGCCAGCUGCCAAAAGGCUCAAGAUGGACCCCAGCAGCCAGAGUCCUGCUCCGUCUGGAAAGAGCACACCUCACUCCCCAUCAGGAAAAUCUACUCCCAGCUCCAGUGAUGUGCAGCUAACAGAAGAAGCGGUCCGCCGCUACCUGAUCCGGAAACCGAUGACCACCAAAGACCUGCUGAAGAAAUUCCAAACCAAGCGCACAGGCCUGAGCAGCGAGCAGACUGUUAACGUGCUGGCGCAGAUCCUGAAACGCCUCAACCCGGAGCGCAAAAACGUGAACGACAAAAUGCAUUUUUAUCUCACGGAAUAACAUGAAUACGAGCAAUUUGAGGACUAGUGCUACGGAAACGUGAUGGAUUGAAUAAAUGGGACCUAAGGGUAUAGAGGGAAGUGAGGAAAUCAUUUUAUGGGGUUUUACUUUUGUGAUAUGACUUCUGAUCUGAGGUUUAACUGCGUGAAUAAUUGGGUGACAUUUACCCCCACCCCCAGAUAACUUCAUUUCUUUUAGCAUGUUGAAAAAAGCUAUUAUGCACAGCUAAGAACCUGUAUGAUGGGGAAAAUGAUUGUUCUAAGUAGGAUGAUUUCUAAUAAAAGUUUACAAGCAUAUAAAGCUCUUUAGUAAAACUGUAAGACCACUAAAAUUGAACACAAAUCAGACAAGAUGUACUGUAGAUGCCCAAACAGCACACCCAAAGAGCUUUGCUGGUUUUUUGAGUCAGCUAUCUCAUUUGAAUGCUCGUUUAACAGGAACCACAGAGACACCAAAAUAUAGGCAAAAGUUGUAUCUA
Messenger RNA from Syngnathoides biaculeatus (alligator pipefish), 2888 nucleotides. RefSeq names its product general transcription factor IIF, polypeptide 1 (gene gtf2f1). The transcript is spliced from 14 exons. Bases 812 to 2410 code for a protein of 532 amino acids. Gene Ontology annotation, molecular function: RNA polymerase II general transcription initiation factor activity; TFIIF-class transcription factor complex binding; DNA binding. Lineage: Eukaryota; Metazoa; Chordata; Actinopteri; Syngnathiformes; Syngnathidae. The record is from RefSeq and is a predicted model, not a curated record. Gene Ontology annotation, biological process: transcription initiation at RNA polymerase II promoter; positive regulation of transcription elongation by RNA polymerase II. Gene Ontology annotation, cellular component: nucleus; transcription factor TFIIF complex.